This is a messenger RNA of Miscanthus lutarioriparius, 1524 nucleotides long. NCBI's taxonomy places the organism in Eukaryota, Viridiplantae, Streptophyta, Magnoliopsida, Poales, Poaceae. The record is from the annotation of a GenBank genome assembly.
AUGCCCAAGCCCCACUACGCCGCUUCCUCACCUCCGCAUCCGCCGCCGCAGCAGCCGCCGCUCCUCCCGCUCGCGCUCGUCCCGCCGCGGCAGUGCCCGCUUGCCGCGGCCCUGCUGGCGCUGCUCUCGCUGCUGCUCGCCACAGCGCUCUGGCUCCUCCUCGUGCUCCCCCCCUCCCAGGGGGCGCCCCCCACCGCCGCAUCUGAGCACUCGGCGCUGUCGGAUGCGCCCGGCGCGGCCUCGCCUCUCUCGCUCGGCCACAUCGUCUUCGGCAUCGCGGGGUCGGCGCAUCUCUGGCCGCGCCGCCGUGAGUACGUCCGCCUGUGGUGGGACCCCGCCGCGAUGCGCGGCAACGUCUGGCUCGACGCGGGCGCGCCCGCCGCGCCGGGGCCUAGCGCCCCCUGGGAGGGCUCCCUCCCGCCGAUCCGGGUGUCCGAGGACACCUCGCGGUUCAGGUACACCAACCCCACGGGCCACCCGUCGGGGCUCCGGAUCGCACGCAUCGCCGCUGAGGCCGUGCGCCUCGUCGGCGGACGGGCGGGCGCGCGGUGGGUCGUGCUUGUCGACGACGACACCGUGCUGUGCCCCGACAACCUGGUCGCCGUGCUCAGCAAGUACGACUGGAGGGAGAUGGUGUACGUCGGGGCGCCGUCCGAGAGCCACUCCGCCAACACCUACUUCAGCCAUAGCAUGGCUUUCGGAGGUGGCGGCGUCGCGCUCAGCUUCCCACUCGCCGCUGCACUCGCGCAGACGCUCGACGUGUGCAUCGAGAGGUACCCCAAGCUGUAUGGAAGCGACGAUCGCCUCCAUGCCUGCAUUACGGAGCUCGGCGUGCCCCUAUCCCGUGAAUACGGAUUCCACCAGUGGGAUAUCAGAGGCAAUGCUCAUGGGUUAUUGGCAUCUCAUCCAAUUGCUCCUUUCAUCAGUAUCCACCAUGUGGAGCUUGUGGACCCCAUAUACCCUGGAUUGAACUCUCUUGAGAGUCUGGAGCUGUUUACGAAGGCUAUGAAAAUGGAACCCAUGAGCUUCCUGCAGCGUUCAAUUUGUUAUGAUCAAAGCCAAAGGCUUACAUUUGCUAUCUCGUUGGGCUAUGUUGUUGAAGUAUACCCCAAUGUUCUUCUUCCUCGUGAUUUGGAGCGAUCGCAACGUACUUACAUUGCUUAUAAUAGGAUGAGUCAGAGAAAUGAAUUUGAUUUUGACACUAGAGAUGUUCAGAAGUCUUUGUGCAAGAAGCCAAUCUUAUUUUUCUUGAAGGAUGUCUGGAAGGAUGGAAACAUAACUAGGGGAUCUUACGCACGAUCAAGUGCUAGGGAUGACCUCAAAAGAAAGGUGUUUUGCUUCCGGUCACCCCCUUUACCUGACAUAGAUGAGAUCCAAGUUUCUUCAUCUCCAUUAAGCAAGCGCUGGCAUCUGGCACCAAGAAGGUUGUGCAGUGCACUCAAAGGAUCUAUUGAUGGUACUCUUUUUAUGUUUGUUCGGCAAUGUGGACGUGGGACUUUUGGCUCAGCUUCUGAUUCCUUAUGA